Molecule: messenger RNA, 1123 nt
Organism: Eucalyptus grandis
Lineage: Eukaryota; Viridiplantae; Streptophyta; Magnoliopsida; Myrtales; Myrtaceae
Product: bidirectional sugar transporter SWEET1
Exons: 6
Coding region: 161-931 (256 amino acids)
Biological process (GO): carbohydrate transport
Cellular component (GO): membrane
Molecular function (GO): sugar transmembrane transporter activity
Source: RefSeq, a predicted model, not a curated record
UUACCACCUCUAUAUAAACCCAAAAAUGCCCCGUCUCCCUUCUCCACAUCUCUCGUGCAUCUUCUUCUUUCUCGACCAUUCUUGACCCUGAAGCAGUUCCCUCGCCCGGUGGGUUUUCUCUGUGUUCGCAAGCAACCGCUCGAGGAGAGAAGAAGAAGAAAUGGACGUUCUGCAUUUCGUGUUCGGAAUUUUCGGAAACGCCACUGCUCUGUUCCUCUUCUUGGCGCCAGCGAUAACGUUCAAAAGGAUUAUAAAGAGCAGGUCUACAGAGGAGUUCUCAGGGAUUCCCUAUGUCAUGACCCUCCUCAACUGCUUGCUUUCUGCUUGGUACGGCCUUCCGUUUGUGUCGCCGAACAACCUCUUGGUGUCGACGAUCAAUGGCACUGGCGCCGCGAUCGAGUUUGUGUAUGUUGUGAUUUUUCUCAUCUUCGCCCCGAGGAAAGAGAAGGCCAAGAUCCUGGGCCUCCUCACGUUUGUGCUCACCGUGUUCGCCGCCGUCGCCUUGGUCUCCCUCCUCGCUCUCCACGGUAACAAGAGGAAGCUCUUUUGUGGCGUGGCCGCCACCGUCUUCUCCAUCAUCAUGUAUGCUUCGCCCCUGUCGAUUAUGCGGCUGGUGAUCAAGACGAAAAGCGUGGAGUACAUGCCCUUCUUCUUGUCCCUGUUCGUCUUCUUAUGUGGCACUUCCUGGUUCAUCUAUGGCCUCCUUGGCCAUGAUCCCUUCGUCGCUGUACCCAAUGGGUUUGGAAGUGGGCUUGGGGCAAUGCAGCUGAUACUGUAUGCCAUUUAUCGCAACAACAAAGGCGAACCCAAGAAGAAAGUGAACAACGACGGGUCUAUGGAGAUGAUGGGCGGGACGGAGAAGGAUGCCGACCGUGACCCAGUGAAGCAUCAGCUCAGUUCGACGAAUAAACAAGUUGAUGAGCAGGUUUAGAUAGAUAAGACAUCAGCAGCAUCAUCCUUUUAAUACUCGCAUGAUCACAUGACUCUGUUGUACACUUGAAUUGAACCCCCUAUCUGGAAUUUCACUAGCUCCAUUCUUGUGUCCUACAUCAGUCACUUCCACGGAAAUCUAGUCUUGUUGCAGGACGAUUGAUGCCAAUAAAGUAGCACGAAUUCAGUUAAA